GAAUCGAUAGCGAGAAUGAAGGGCGGGAAGAGGUCUCGAUCUACUAGUGAGGAUGUAGGGGGUACCGAGGAUCGACACCGACGCUUGCAUGCUUCUAGCCGUCGCGGCGAUCAUGGUGCAGCCACUCAGGCGGUCGAGUCUUCAGCUCCGGCUGCUACUAUGUUGUCGCCCAUGGUUGAGUCUUCAGCUCUGGCUGCUUCCGUGCCGUCUACCAGGGGAAAGUCUUCCACUAUGGAUGCUACUGUGCUGGAUCUCGUGGUUGACCCUUCAGAUCCGGUUCCUACUCCGUUGUCUCCGAUGGUUGAGUUAUCUCCCCACGCCAUUCCUCAACAGCCUUCCAGCGAGGAGACAUCUGGCGAGGAGUCUUCUUCUGACCAUGAGCGUGAGGGGAGUAGUGAGGAGGAGCUUAUUCUUGAGGAGGAGGUUGAUGCUGAUGUCGUGCCAGAGGGUGCACAGGGCGGUGAUGAUGACCUAAUCCAGAGGGUGGCGCUGUUUUCGAGGGGGGCCUGAUGACCUGUCGCUUCUCACGCAUUAUGUUGAUCACAAGGCUCCCUGGACGUGGCAUUCACUCCUACGCACAGACCCGCGGUACGUGGACCGUCGGGCAUUGAGGCUGGCCACGGUUGGGGGAAGGUAUGGAACCUCCCUUGUGACGACGAUUCAGACAGCCAUACACAGGUUCGACAGCUGCUGCAGCAGACGGGUUUGUAUCACCUACCUUGGUGCGGGUACCCGAAGACAGACCCAGGCCUCAUAUUGGCCCUUGUUGAGAGGUGGCAUGAGGAGACCAGUAGCUUCCACAUGUCGUUCGGGGAGAUGACUAUCACCCUGGACGAUGUGUCGGCUCUUCUCCAUCUCCCCAUGGGGUCGAGGUUCUACACGCCUGGCAGGGGGAGUGAGAUGAGUGUGCAGCGCUCUGCGGCCAGCUCAUGGGAGGAUCCACCGCUGAUUAUCUUGAGGAGUUUGAUGCGACGCAUGGCUAGACUAUUCGGUUCUUUAUGUUGCAGACCCUGUAUGAGACUGUUUUGGUUGAGCACCGUUAUGAGGAUGCUGCCCGGAUUUGGCUGGUGAACCAGCUUGGCGCGACGCUCUUUGCCAGCAAGAGCGGGGGAUAUCACACGACUGUCUACUGGAUUGGGAUGCUGGAGGACCUUGGGGGAGUGUCGGAGUACGCGUGGGGCGCGAUUGCGCUGGCUACGUUGUACGACCAGCUUAGUCGUGCAUCCCGUAGGAAGACAGCCCAGAUGGGAGGGUUCACCUCGCUCUUGCGGUCAUGGGCAUAUGAGUACCUUUAUGACCGCGUCAUUAUCAGGAGGGCGGUUCCGGACUACACACAGGACCAGCCUAGGGCGCAACGGUGGUUUACGUCCCGGAUCGGGCAUGCCGGACUCGAUGAAAGACGAUUCAUGCUCGAUGAGCUUAUGGUGGAUGACAUCAUAUGGACCCCAUUUGAGGACCAUCGAGAUCAUCGACCGCGGGAUCCGAGGGCCCUCUAUUCUGGCUACAUCAGGACACCUUUCGACCGGUCUGUGAGCCGACAUCUACCAGAGAGGGUUAUGCGUCAGUUUGGCUACAUACAAGAUAUCCCUCGACACCCCUCUGAGAUCCAGACGACGGGGUCCCUUGUUGAGACCGCAGGUGCUGCCUAUGCUGACUACGCGCCGCACCUGGUCCCUCUUGGGACCCCUGCUAUACGUUCGGGAGACGCAGUGUCAGAGUACAUGAGGUGGUAUAUCAGAGUGUCCCAUCAGUUCAUCAUCCCUGACGAUAGGAGGGAGGAGCUCAGUGUCGUGUCUGCUAUGCGUAGGGGUGUGGAGAUGUUGGAGCAGUCACUGGAGGUGUCAGGUGCUCCUGCAGUAGGCACACAGGCCCGACUCCUCACUAAGAGGGCGCUCGAACUUUUUAGAUCGAAUUCCUUCGUUGGUACCCAGGGAGUUGCCUUUGCUACUGUUCGAGGAGCCGCAGCUGCGGGAGGCAGAGCUCGUGGAGGCAGAGCCCAUGGAGGCAGAGCUCGUGGAGAGGGUGCUCCUGGAAAGGGUGCUCGCGGAGGUGGAGCUCGUGGACCUAGAGGAGGUCGUAGGGGUCGGGGAGAGUGAUUUUAUGAUUAUUGUAUGUUAUGUAUAUUUUUAUGUGGACCAUAUGAGACUA
Lotus japonicus is the source of this 2148-nucleotide messenger RNA. RefSeq names its product protein MAINTENANCE OF MERISTEMS-like. The transcript has 3 exons. The record is from RefSeq and is a predicted model, not a curated record. Lineage: Eukaryota; Viridiplantae; Streptophyta; Magnoliopsida; Fabales; Fabaceae. The coding region runs from base 999 to 2096 and encodes 365 amino acids.